Gossypium raimondii (Peruvian cotton) is the source of this 1371-nucleotide messenger RNA. Its product is annotated as cyanidin 3-O-galactoside 2''-O-xylosyltransferase FGGT1. The transcript has a single exon. Lineage: Eukaryota; Viridiplantae; Streptophyta; Magnoliopsida; Malvales; Malvaceae. The coding region runs from base 1 to 1371 and encodes 456 amino acids. The record is from RefSeq and is a predicted model, not a curated record. Gene Ontology annotation, molecular function: UDP-glycosyltransferase activity.
AUGGCAGAUAGAAGCUUUCACAUUGCAAUGUACCCAUGGUUUGCCCUAGGUCAUAUCACUCCAUAUGUCCAUAUGGCCAACAAACUAGCAGAGAGAGGCCAUAAAAUUUCCUUCUUUUUACCGGCCAAAACACAACACAAGGUUGAGGCUUUCAAUCUCCAUCCACAUCUCAUAACCUUUAUUCCAAUCGAGGUUCCGCAUGUUGAAGGUUUACCUCUCGGCGCCGAAACAACAAAUGAUGUCCCUUUCCCUUUGCAUCCUCUCAUUAUGACCGCUAUGGACCUCACGGAACCUGAUAUUGAAGCUUACCUUCGUCAACUCAAACCCCAUUUUGCUUUCUAUGAUUUCACUUGUUGGUUGCCCGCGUUGACUCGCAGGUUAGGUAUCAAGUCCGUGGUUUAUUGUAUCAUUAGCUCUGCCACCAUUGGCUAUCUUCUUAGUCCAGCAAGAAAGACUCUUGAGAAAGGUAUGACAGGGUCCGAUCUUUUAGAGCCUCCACAAGGUUUCCCUUCUUCAAGUAUUAGGUUACGCGCACAUGAAGCCCAAGCAUUAGCCGCUGUAACAACUAUGGAUUAUGGAAGCGGCCUUUCAUUUGUAGAACGCCAAUUGAUGUCUUUAAGCGAUUGCGAUAUUAUUGGUUUCAAGACAUGCAGGGAAAUCGAAGGGCCCUACGGUGAAUAUAUUGGGAGCCAAUUUGGAAAGCCAGUCAUUUUCGCAGGUCCAGUAGUGCCAAAUCCACCUAAAAUAGCACUAGAAAAACAAUGGGAAAAGUUAUUAAGCAAGUUUCAACCUAAGACUGUGAUUUUUUGUGCAUUCGGAAGUGAGUGUGUUUUGAAAAAGGACCGAUUUCAAGAAUUGGUUUUAGGCCUUGAGUUAACAGGUUUGCCAUUUCUAGUUGCCCUAAAACCACCGAUGGGAGCCGAAACGAUCGAGUCAGCCCUGCCAGAAGGAUUCCAAGAAAGAUUAGAAGGAAGAGGGAUACUUUAUGGAGGUUGGGUACCACAACAACUAAUCUUAAGGCAUCGCUCUGUAGGGUAUUUCGUCACUCAUUGCGGCUCGGGCUCUUUAGCAGAGGCCAUGGUGAGUGAUUGCCAAUUGGUGCUGCUACCCCAUGUCGGAGAUCAAAUAAUUAAUGCAAGAUUGAUGGCUGGAGACCUAAAAAUCGGAGUAGAGGUUGAGAAAGGUGAUGAAGAUGGAGUAUUUACAAAAUAUGAUGUUUGCAAAGCAGUAAAAACAGUAAUGGAUCAUGAUAAUGAGUUGGGGAACGAGGUAAGGACCAACCAUGCUAAAUGGAAGGAGUUCCUUUUAAAACCAGGACUUGAAAACUCUUACAUGGAUGAUUUUGUUAAGCAACUGCACACAUUGGUGUGA